CCACUCCGAACUUCCUAAUAAAUACCAAUGGAAGAUGUGAUUUUUGGACUGUGGUUAUGGAUUGGUAUAUGCUUCAAGCAUCUCUUCUUAUCCUCCUCUUUAUUUCCCUCUUCCUCUACCUCUCUGUGUCUCCAACUGAAAUUCAGUUUCCUUCCUUGCUUUAGCUAUGGCUGAAGCUAACGCUACUACUACUUCAAAGAGUCUCUCCUUUCUUCUAUGUAACAAUAACAGUAGCAGCAACAACACUUGCCUUUCUUCUUUUACCUCUAAAACGCUCUGUUUUUCUUUUCAUUUCCAAAAACCUUCUCCUUUACUCUCUUUCCCUUCCUUUUCCUCUUCCACUCAACCUCCGCGCUCUUGCUAUCCAGUUACGCGUGUAACUACUGUUCCUUUAGAAUACGCGCUGCCAGCUCCUGACUCCAAUUUCCACCUAGAAAUCUCCCGCCUAAAAUCUCUACGCUCCAAGCUCUCCGGUUUGAAUUCUCUGGAGCAGAAGCUUUUACUCCUUGAUUCUGAUUCGCGAGUUAAACAUUUUUUUAGUUCGCAUAGAAAUGGAGUUUCUAGAGCUGUAGCUCUGCUUAAUUUGGACUUGCACGAGUUGUUUUUGCUCAAGUGUUUGGUUGCAGCAGGGCAAGAGCACGUGCUUAGCUUCGGGUUUGAGUUGGUGGAGAGUGAGGCGGAGUCGGCAAGGACUUCGGUGAAGAGCGCGCUUUAUGCUUUGGUGGAGAUGAUUGAGAGUUUUGAUUUGAGUGAGCAUGGAGGAAAAGAUAGUUUGCAGAUGAGUCGUGGUGCGUUUUUUAAUGAAGAGGAGAUUGCGGACUUGAGAAAGUUGUUAAAGACUUUGGAAGAGAUUGAACAAUUCUAUGAUUGCGUUGGGGGUAUCAUUGGAUAUCAGAUAAUGGUGCUGGAACUUCUUGCCCAGUCAACUUCUGAGAUGCACGCAACAAAUUGGUCCCAGCACAUACAAGAAUCAAUGGAAUGUCAGUUUUUGGAAAUUCAUGCACCUAAUGUAAUUGACCUUUCAAAAAAUACAGAAUAUGCAUCUCAAGCAGCUCUGUGGGGAAUUGAGGGUUUGCCAGGUCUAGGAGAAAUUUAUCCUCUGGGCGGUUCAGCAGACCGGCUUGGUUUGGUUGAUCCAGACACAGGUGAAUGUCUUCCUGCUGCAAUGCUUCCUUAUUGUGGACGGACUUUAUUGGAAGGCCUUAUAAGAGAUCUUCAGGCUCGAGAGUUCUUGUACUUCAAGUUGUAUGGAAAACAAUGUAUCACCCCUGUUGCGAUCAUGACAAGUUCAGCUAAGAAUAACCACAAGCAUAUCACUUCUCUAUGUGAAAGACUCAGCUGGUUUGGAAGAGGCCAAUCCAGUUUCCAACUUUUUGAGCAGCCUCUUGUUCCCGCUGUUGGUGCGGAAGAUGGGCAAUGGUUGGUAACAAAACCUUUCACACCUGUUUCCAAGCCUGGUGGACAUGGUGUUAUUUGGAAACUUGCAUAUGAUAAAGGCAUCUUUGAGUGGCUUUAUGGUCAUGGAAGAAAGGGUGCAACCGUUCGACAAGUCAGCAAUGUUGUGGCUGCUACAGACUUGACCCUUUUGGCAUUGGCGGGGAUUGGUUUACGCCAUGGAAAGAAACUUGGCUUUGCAUCUUGUAAGCGUAAUUUGGGGGCUACAGAAGGUAUAAAUGUCCUUUUGGAGAAGAAGACUCUUGAUGGGAAGUGGGCUUAUGGUUUGUCAUGCAUUGAGUACACAGAGUUUGAUAAGUUUGGAAUCACAAGUGCACCUCACUCCUCUAACAGUUUGCAGGUGGAAUUCCCUGCCAAUACAAACAUUCUCUAUGUGGAUCUACCCUCUGUGGAGACCAUUGCAUCAAGCAAUACUGAAAAGAGUUUACCAGGCAUGGUAAUCAAUACAAAGAAGGAAAUUACAUACGAGGACCAUUUCGGGAACUGUCAUAGUGUCUCUGGUGGCCGGCUGGAAUGUACCAUGCAAAAUAUUGCAGAUAAUUUUUUGAAUACCUACUUAUCAAGAUCUUAUCAGGGAGUUGAAGAUAAGCUGGAUACUUUUAUUGUGUAUAAUGAACGAAGAAGGGUUACGUCAUCAGCUAAGAGAAAGAGAAAACAUACAGACAAUUCUUUGCACCAGACCCCAGAUGGUUCACUCCUAGAUAUCUUUCGGAAUGCUUAUGAUCUUCUUUCCCAUUGUGAUAUUGAACUUCCAGAGAUUAAAGGUAAUGAUGCAUAUGUUGAUUCUGGACCACCAUUUCUAAUAUUUCUGCACCCUGCUCUUGGCCCACUUUGGAAUGUUACAAGACAAAAGUUCCAUAAAGGAUCCAUUUCUGAGGGCUCUGAGCUACAAGUUGAGGUUGCAGAGUUCUUAUGGAGGAAUGUUGAGCUUGAUGGGAGUUUAAUUGUUAUUGCUGCAAAUAUCAUGGGCUCAACCAGGAUUGAUGCAAAUGGUGAGCCAAUAUUGCAGUAUGGACACAGGUGUGGAAGAUGUAGACUGCAAAAUGUCAAAGUUGUUAAUGAAGGGAUUGACUGGAGUUCUGGAGAAAAUGUAUACUGGAAACACAAAGUACAGCGGUUUGAGGCGUGUAAAGUUAUUCUACAUGGAAAUGCAGAAUUUGAGGCCAAUAACGUUACCCUAGAGGGUAAUCAUGUAUUUGAAGUUCCAGAUGGCUACAAAAUGCAGGUCAAAUCAGGAAAUUCAGGCUUGGAAGUCCAGCUCAACCGCAUAGAACCAAGCAUGAUGGGCAGUGGAAGCUGGUUCUGGAACUACAAGUUAAAGGGCACAAACAUUCAGCUGGAAUUGGUGGAACUUUAAAAUAUUUAACCUUCUCUAAUAUUAAUAUGUGAAUCAUGGUUCACAAAUUGGAGUUCGAGCUUUAUCUUAAUAAUGUAUGAUCGGUUGUAACGUAAGUUAAACCAGGAACUCGCCCUUUGCCGUAUGAUUGGUUCUAACAUAAGUUAAACCAUCCAAGUCUAGGAUCUUUUUUUUUUUUUUUUUCAGUCGGAGCAUUAUAAAGCCGGUAGGGUUCCGGCUAGCUGUUGUGAUUUGUAUUUUUUUGUGUUGAGUUAUCGUAGUAAAUCCAUUGUAUAUUUGAAUAAUGUAAGGAAUUAAAGCAAUAAAAUUUAUGCAUUUUUUUAAA
Messenger RNA from Jatropha curcas, 3137 nucleotides. Lineage: Eukaryota; Viridiplantae; Streptophyta; Magnoliopsida; Malpighiales; Euphorbiaceae. The record is from RefSeq and is a predicted model, not a curated record.